UCAGCAUGGCAAUUUCCCAGCACCUCCAAAAUGUGCCUGUGAACAAAGAUGGCAGCAUGCAAGCCAUGUGCUUCUGAGAUCUAUCAUUGAGAUGAAUGCUAAUACUAAUGGAUAGCUGCAUUCAGACGUAGCAGCGGCUUGGCUUGGAUUCAGUACCUCCCCUAUGUGCUGCCUUACUCCAUCAUCACAUCCAUGAACGUGAGGGGUGUAGCUGAGGAGCACUUCUUUAAAACCCGACACUUCGCUGGAGUUGCUUCCCUGCGCGUCUGAGAGUCGGAGGGAGGGGAGAAGCAUUCCCCAAAAUCUCUUCUAACGAUGGAGACCCGUCUGGUUGUAUUCCCUGGCGCUCACUUUACUCUUUCUACCUGGCUAAUUCUUUCCUCCUGGUAUGUUUUUCCAAAUGUAAAGGCAGAUAUAAGUUGCGCGCCAUGUAUGUCGCCAAUGCAAGUGAAUUACGCAGGGGAUGAGCAUCUGCGUGACCCGCCUGAUUCUGGGAAAUAUCCGAGACAGGAUCAAAAGAAACCCAAGCUGAUCACAGUUCUUUACCCGAAUAUUGGAGUACCCACUGGACGAGAGGUGGAUGGUUUUCCAGGGAUCGCGCCGAAACUGGAAAGAAACGCAGAGGAGAUAAACUCCCGCGCGCCUUUGGGGAACUUCACCGAGUCCGCUUUAGACGAAGAAUUGUUUUCGGAUGAGUAUGUGAAAAGGGAAUCCGAAUUGGAACCCGAGGACGCCGCAUUAGGGAGAGUUCAAAGAAGCGUGCCCGAGUUUCUGGGGAGCGCUGAUACCCGCUCGGAGGAGCAGAGAAAGACCUCGGGUCUGCGGGUCGACGGACAGAGUAAACGCGCCGAAGUUCGCUGGAACAGGGAUGAUGAGCACGAUUCCAGACCAGACGAACCCAAACUGACCAGCAGCACUUUUGCUCUGGCUGGAGACUCCGCGCACAACCACGCAGUCGUGUACUGGACUGGAAAAAACAGCAGUGUGAUUCUGAUUCUCACCAAGCUGUAUGACUUUCACCUUGGCAGUGUAACGGAAAGCACUUUAUGGAGAUCAACAGAUUAUGGCAGCACUUAUGAGAGGCUGAAUGAUAAAGUGGGAGUCAAGACCGUUUUGAGUUACCUCUAUGUCUGCCCCACCAACAAGAGAAAGAUAAUGGUGUUGACAGACCCAGAGUUUGAAAGCAGUAUUCUCAUCAGCUCGGAUGAAGGUGCCAGUUAUCAGAAGUACCGCUUAAACUUCUUUGUCUUAAGUCUUCUUUUCCAUCACACUCAAGAGGACUGGGCAUUAGCCUACAGCCACGAUCAGAAGCUGUAUAGUUCAUUUGACUUUGGCCGAAAGUGGCAGCUGGUUCACGAGCGAGUGACUCCGAAUCGCUUCUACUGGUCAGUAACCGGUCUGGACAAGGAGUUAGAUCUGGUGCACAUGGAGGCCCACACUCCUGAUGGCCAUUGUCAGUAUGUGACAUGCAGAGCUCAAGCCUGCUCUGAAUCCAGUAGGACAUAUCCAUUUUCUGGCUAUAUUGAGACCAACUCACUUGUGGUUCAAGAUGAAUAUGUGUUUGUUCAGGUGACGACUACUGGCAGAGCGAGCUACUAUGUGUCCUAUCAAAGAGAACCUUUUGUACGCAUUAAAAUCCCCAAAUACUCCCUGCCCAAGGACAUGCAUAUUGUGAGCACAGAUCAAGGUCAGGUUUUCACCGCCGUCCAGGAGUGGAACCAGAACGAUACCUACAACCUGUACAUAUCUGACACGCGUGGCAUAUACUUCACCUUGGCCCUGGAGAACGUCAGGACCAGCCGUGGGCUCGGAGGCAACAGCAUGAUCGACCUUUACGAGGUAUCAGGGAUUGAAGGUAUGCUCAUCGCUAAUAGGAAGGUGGAGAACCAGGUGAAGACGUACAUUACUUACAACAAGGGCCAAGACUGGAGGCUUUUGCAGGCGCCCGCUACUGACUUGGCAGGAAAUCCCAUUCAUUGUGUGCUGCCGUUUUGCUCGCUGCACCUACAACUACAGAUGUCAGAGAACCCGUACCUCUCAGGCUCCAUCUCCACCAAGAGCUCGGCGCCGGGAGUCAUCGUGGCUACAGGAAAUAUUGGCUCUGAGCUGUCUUACAAUAAUGUGGCGAUGUUCAUUUCAUCAGAUGCAGGAAAUAACUGGAGACAGAUUUUUGAGGAAGAGCACAACGUGUGGUUUUUGGACAAAGGUGGAGCUUUGGUUGCCGUGAAGCAGCCCACUGUGCCUACUAGACAUCUUUGGAUCAGCUUUGAUGAAGGUCGUCAGUGGACACGUCACAGUUUCUCAGCCUUGCCGCUGUUCGUGGACGGUGUUCUAGUGGAGGCAGGUGCAGAAAAUCAGAUCAUGACGUUUUUUGGACACUUCAGUCAUCGUUCUGAAUGGCAGCUUAUCAAAAUUGACUACAAGUCCAUAUUCACCAGAAGGUGCACAGAGGGAGACUACCAAACCUGGCACCUGCAUAACCAGGGUGAGCCAUGCAUAAUGGGUCAAAAGCAGAUCUACAUGAAGCGUUGUCCUGGAAACUACUGCAUGGUUGGAUGGGACAACUCCAGGAUCCUGUCUGCAGAACCCUGCAUUUGCAGAGCACACGACUUUGAAUGUGAUUAUGGUUUUGAUAGAAGAGGGGAUGGAAACUGUUUGCCUGCAUUUUGGUUCAACCCUUCCACAUUGUCUCGAAGCUGCAGCCAAGGGCAAAACUACCUCAACAGCACAGGGUAA
This is a messenger RNA of Sinocyclocheilus anshuiensis, 2736 nucleotides long. RefSeq names its product VPS10 domain-containing receptor SorCS3-like. The record is from RefSeq and is a predicted model, not a curated record. The transcript has 18 exons. Gene Ontology annotation, molecular function: protein binding. Bases 316 to 2736 code for a protein of 806 amino acids. Gene Ontology annotation, cellular component: membrane. Lineage: Eukaryota; Metazoa; Chordata; Actinopteri; Cypriniformes; Cyprinidae.